CCCGGGCCGCCGCCCGCCCGCAAUGGCGUUGGGGAGCGCAGCGCGCCUCCCGGGGCCGCCUGCCGCGGGCUGGGCGCGCGUGGGGGCCGCGGCGCGAGUGGAAGCGGCCGCCGCAGCCGCCCUCCGCGCUGCGCCGUGAGCGGCGGGUGGAGGGGCGCCGAGCCGGCCGGCGCGGAUAGAGCCGCGGCCACCGUGGGGCGGGGGGCGCCUCUAAGGAGGGGGGUGGGAGCCGCGGCCGCCCGACCCUCCCCGCCGGCGGCGGCUCCCGCUCGGGGAGCUCGGCUUUCCCCGUGCCACAGUGGGAUCCGCCUGGCAGCCGCCGGGAGCCGCAGCCAAUGUGUUAGGACUUCAGGUGCUUUUUGGCACAAAGCUAGACUGCGACCUCCUACCAUAGCGCUUGGCGUCACCUGCUCUCCCGGCCCUGCCCCGGGGCCGAGGGAUUGCGUCCCGAACCAGGCUUGGGAACCGGCUGCCUCUCAAAUGAACCUCUAGUCUUGCUUUGAAAAAGCCAUUUUGUGUAACCCCUGACUGAAUAAUUUCCUAAUACACCUGUUGGGAGGAUCACUGAUACAGUAUGGCAUUUGAGAGGUACUUUUUCUUGACGAAAUACUGGUGAUUAGAGAAGAGAGGUGUUUUGUUUUUGUUUUUUGUUUUUUUUCCUGAUCAUUAUGAACAUUGGCUUUUCACCCCUGAAGUAAAAAUGUUGAAAACCGAGUCUUCAGGUGAACGAACCACUCUCAGAAGUGCAUCUCCUCACAGGAAUGCUUAUAGAACUGAGUUCCAGGCACUAAAAAGUACCUUUGACAAACCCAAGUCAGAUGGAGAGCAAAAAACAAAAGAAGGUGAGGGCUCCCAGCAGAGCAGGGGGAGGAAAUAUGGCUCCAACGUCAACAGAAUUAAAAAUCUAUUUAUGCAGAUGGGUAUGGAACCCAAUGAAAAUGCUGCAGUCAUUGCCAAAACAAGGGGGAAAGGUGGACCUUCAUCUCCACAGAGAAGAAUGAGGCCCAAAGAAUUUCUGGAAAAAACAGAUGGCUCGGUUGUUAAGUUGGAGUCCUCUGUUUCAGAACGAAUCAGUAGAUUUGACACAAUGUACGAUGGCCCUUCAUAUUCUAAGUUCACAGAAACUCGGAAGAUGUUUGAGAGAAGUGUGCAUGAGUCAGGACAGAAUAAUCGCUAUUCCCCAAAGAAAGAGAAAGCUGGAGGGAGUGAGCCUCAGGAUGAGUGGGGUGGCUCGAAGUCCAACAGAGGCAGUACUGAUUCCUUGGACAGCCUUAGCUCCCGGACAGAGGCUGUCUCCCCAACUGUGAGUCAACUGAGUGCAGUGUUUGAGAAUACCGAUUCCCCCACUGCCAUUGUUCCUGAGAAGGCUGAGAACAACGAAUACUCAGUGACUGGGCAUUAUCCCCUGAAUCUACCAUCUGUUACUGUUACAAAUCUUGACACUUUUGGUCACCUUAAGGAUUCUAAUUCUUGGUCUCCUCCAAGCAAACACGGUGAUGAUGCAGAGGAUUCUCAGAAGGGUCAUACAACUCCGGGACCAGAAGUGGCUUUGAAAAGUACCUCUCUAGCCUCCAUACCCAGUGAAGAGACACAGCAGAGCGAGGAAGCCGAGGACUCCACAUCCAACCAAGAGACUCCUGUCAGGAUUGACAGAGACGUUCCUGAAGAACCUUGUGCUGACACUAAGGCAAUGCCAGAGUCUGAAAUCCCUUCACCACAAAAUGAACCUUUAGAAGACGCCGAAGCUAAUUUAGUUGGGAGUGAGGCAGCAAUGUAUCACAAGAAAGACCUGGCAGGUGGUGAUUUUACCUCUGUUGAUGCUUCUGGAUCCAGAUGUGGAAAGGAAGUACCUGAAGAUUCGGUUCAUUUUGAGAGUUCCCAUGUUUACAUGCACAGUGACUAUAAUGUAUACAGGGUCAGAUCCAGGUAUAAUUCAGACUGGGGAGAGACGGGCACUGAGCAGGAUGAGCAGGAAGAGAGUGAUGAAAACAGUUACUAUCACCCUGAUAUGGAAUACUCGGAAAUUGUUGGAUUGCCAGAAGAAGACGACAUCCCAGCAAAUAGGAAAAUUAAGUUUAGUAGUGCUCCAAUUAAGGUUUUCAGCACAUACUCCAAUGAAGACUAUGACAGGAGGAACGAUGAAGUGGACCCUGUGGCUGCUUCUGCUGAGUAUGAGCUUGAAAAACGUGUAGAAAAGCUGGAACUUUUCCCAGUGGAACUAGAGAAAGAUGAGGAUGGACUUGGUAUAAGCAUUAUUGGAAUGGGUGUUGGAGCAGAUGCUGGACUUGAAAAGCUGGGAAUAUUUGUCAAGACAGUAACAGAAGGUGGUGCUGCUCAGAGGGAUGGCAGAAUACAAGUCAAUGACCAGAUUGUGGAAGUGGAUGGAAUCAGCUUGGUGGGUGUCACACAGAAUUUUGCUGCAACUGUUCUCAGAAACACCAAGGGCAAUGUCAGAUUCGUUAUUGGGCGAGAAAAGCCAGGACAAGUGAGUGAGGUUGCCCAGUUGAUAAGCCAGACGCUGGAACAAGAAAGGCGCCAGAGAGAGCUGUUGGAGCAGCACUACGCCCAGUAUGACGCCGACGACGAUGAGGUAACGAUGGAGGAUUUCAAUAAGCCCCUCACACAGUCAACACUAUCCCACGAAAUUCUGGGGAGCACUGUGGCUGAAUUGCAAGGAGUGUCUGGCAACAGCAAUAACAAUAACAACUAUUUCCUUAAGACAGGAGAAUAUGCCACAGAUGAAGAGGAGGAUGAAGUAGGACCUGUUCUUCCUGGCGGUGACAUGGCCAUUGAAGUCUUUGAGCUGCCUGAAAAUGAGGACAUGUUUUCCCCAUCAGACCUGGACACAAGCAAGCUCAGUCACAAGUUCAAAGAGUUGCAAAUCAAACACGCAGUUACAGAAGCAGAGAUUCAAAAGUUGAAGACCAAGCUGCAAGCAGCAGAAAAUGAGAAAGUGAGGUGGGAACUAGAAAAAACCCAACUCCAGCAGAAUAUAGAAGAGAAUAAAGAGAGAAUGCUGAAAUUGGAGAGCUACUGGAUUGAGGCUCAGACCUUAUGCCACACAGUGAACGAGCACCUCAAGGAGACUCAAAGCCAGUAUCAGGCCUUGGAGAAGAAAUACAACAAGGCAAAGAAAUUGAUCAAGGAUUUUCAACAAAAAGAACUUGAUUUCAUCAAGAGACAGGAAGCAGAAAGAAAGAAAAUAGAAGAUUUGGAAAAAGCUCAUCUUGUGGAAGUUCAAGGUCUGCAAGUACGGAUUAGAGAUUUGGAAGCUGAGGUGUUCCGACUACUGAAGCAAAAUGGGACUCAAGUUAACAACAACAACAACAUCUUCGAGAGAAGAACAUCUCUUGGUGACGUCUCUAAAGGAGAUACCAUGGAGAAUUUGGAUAUCAAGCAGACAUCUUGUCAAGAUGGCUUAAGUCAAGACUUGAAUGAAGCAGUCCCAGAGACAGAGCGCCUGGAUUCAAAAGCACUGAAAACCCGAGCCCAGCUCUCUGUGAAGAACAGACGCCAGAGGCCCUCUAGGACAAGACUCUAUGAUAGUGUCAGUUCAACAGAUGGGGAAGACAGUCUGGAGCGGAAGCCGUCAAACAGUUUCUAUAACCACAUGCACAUUUCUAAAUCACUUCUGCCCAAGGGUUUGAGAACUUCUCCAGAAUCAGAUUCUGGUGCUCCAUCCCUCACUCCAGUGGCUGGCAGUGUGCCCUUCUCAUCUGACCACAUAGCUGAAUUUCCAGAGGGACCACUGAGCCCGGAAAAGGAGCCUUCCUCCCUUAUUUGGGGAGACACUUCACUCUCCUCUCCUUCAAAAUCUGACCAUGAUAUGGAAGAAUCUCCAUGCCACCAUCAAGCCACCACCAAGAAAACACCACAAGAAAAAGAUGGUGCCAAAGGUCCCAAAUCACUAAGGGCAUCCAGUUCAUUGGUGGUGCAAGGAGGAAAAAUUAAGCGCAAGUUUGUGGAUCUGGGGGCACCUUUGCGAAGGAGUUCCAACAAAGGAAAGAAAUGGAAAGAGAAGGAGAAAGAAGCCACUAGGUUCUCUCCAGGUAGCAGGAUCUUCAGAAGCAGGCUGGAACACUGGAAACCCAAGCCGUCCCCCGCGCCUCAGGCCUCCACCCGCUCGCCGUGCAUCCCUUUCUCGUGGUUUAAUGAGAGCCGAAAAGGAUCCUAUUCCUUCAGGGACCUGCCUUCACCUACAAGUCCCCUUCAGCCUUCUCCUGAAACUCUAAUUUCAGAUAAAAAGGGGUCCAAGAAUUUUACCUUCAAUGAUGACUUCAGUCCCAGCAGUACCAGUUCAGCAGACCUCAGUGGCCUGGGAGCGGAACCCAAAACACCUGGGCUCUCUCAGUCCUUAGCGCUGUCAUCAGAUGAGAGCCUGGAUAUGAUAGAUGACGAGAUCCUUGAUGAUGGACAGUCUCCCAAACACAGUCAGUGUCAGAGUCGGGCGGUCCAUGAAUGGAGUGUGCAGCAGGUUUCCCACUGGCUAAUGAGCCUAAACCUGGAGCAGUAUGUAUCUGAAUUCAGUGCCCAAAACGUCACUGGAGAGCAACUCCUGCAGUUGGAUGGAAAUAAACUUAAGGCUCUGGGAAUGACGUCAUCCCAGGACCGAGCCGUGAUCAAAAAAAAACUCAAGGAAAUGAAGGUAUCUCUCGAGAAGGCUCGGAAGGCUCAAGAGAAGAUGGAAAAACAAAGAGAAAAGCUGAGGAGGAAGGAGCAAGAGCAGAUGCAGAGGAAGUCUAAAAAGACAGAAAAGAUGACCGCUGUGUCAGAGGGUGCUGGCGAGCAGUAACGCACAUCCCCUCCCAGACAGCUCUCCCCUCUUCCUGCCCUGCUCUCCUCCCGGGGACGAAGGAACUGAUGGCAGGGGUAAUGUGCUCUAAGCCGAGUGGGGAACCGCGUGUGGCAUACCUGCAUUUUCUGCAAUAAUAGAAUACACUUUUAAUUUUCGCCUCCUGAAAUAAUCCCAAGCCACCUUUGUUUAUUACCAAACCAAGGGUCUCGUUUGUGAAAGAUGCAAAAUAGCUGUGUUUCUCUCUUCUCUUACUUACCAUCCUCUUGUGUUGCAUUGGGUGGGUGGUGUCCCUGGGGGAAUCGGUGUCACCCUGCCGAGGAAAAGCGUGGUGUGUCUCGGAGCACCAUGACUUUUCAGCCUGGGAAUCCUGAACUGAGCGGUGGCUUGUAUCCACAUGGCCAAGGGCCCCACUCUACUGUGAGAUCAGGGCUCCGGAAUCUGCUCCAGUGUGUGGACAGUGUUUGUGUCUGGACAGUGAGACAACCCCCUGUAGAAACACGGGUGCCAGGCCGCAUGAUUAUAUCCGGUGGCAAAAAGCAAGCAAGCUCUUCUGUUUGCUGGCAUCCAAAAGAGAGAAAAGAAUUCAUGAUUUGUUAACCCCAGAAGGAAGCAGAAGCCUUCAGAAUGUGGAUGUGGGUAUUACCUCGGGGUUCUGAGGGUAACAUUUGUCCUCCAGAUUGAGCCGAACAAAGGAAAAAAUCAGAGGUUAACACAGCCCCAGGAUGUUGGGAUACAUUGUUUACUUUGCUCCCGCUGUGUGUUCAGUAGUUCAGUGACACAGACGCACAUAAUGUAGUUCCUUUAUUCCCCAACAAAUUGAACAGGAAAUUGAUUUUUAAGGAAACCAACAUUUUCAGGUUUCCUCUCCUGGGGAACAUUCUGGCUAGUCUUCAGCCUGACUGUGACACAAUCAGGAACUUGUCACAUAUUUUCUACUUAAGAUUUCCCAAGUGGACUCAGUUAGUGUUUUAACAAAUGUACUUUUAAGAAAAAUAGAAAUACCAGUUAGAGAAAAUUUAGAUGUGAGUAACACUCAACCAGAGAAGCAAUUUUAUUGAGCACACAGAAUGUUCCCGUAAAGGAGAGCUGACAGAUUUUAUAGAUGUUUUGAAUGGUUUUUCUGAGCCGUUCUCUUUCAUUCUUUAGAGAUUCCCAUGUUACAGGUAAAGUUUGUUUAAGAGAGUUCACAGGAGACAGUCUACCAGCGGAGACAGUUAUGCUGAUUUUAAAGCCAGUAUAUGAAGGAUUUCGGCAUUUCAUCCAACUAAUUCAAGCAGAAGAGACUAGGGCAGAAGGAGGAGAAAAUAAACUCAUCUUGAGACACUUCCAAUGAUCGGUUAUUGUUUGUUGUUGUUGUUUUGCUUUUUAUGCUCGUGUUUCCGGUUCUGCGUUGGCUGUAAAAAUGAGGUCAUCCAUUUUUCCAAGGGAAGGGACGAGUUGCAGAUUGAGAGUUGAGGCCAGACAGAUCUUCAGCUAGUAUUUUACUUCCUUUUACUACAUGGUAGGGGGGUCUUUGUCUGUGCCAUACACUGGACAGGUCGUAUACACAGAGCUUGGGGAAGGCCUUUGAAGGUUCCAGGUAACAGAUAAUGUAUGUAAAGGGGGCCCUGCCCAUCUAGCACCAACUUGUAUUUUGGACAUUGUGACUUUUUUAAAAAUUAAUAUAUAUAUAUAUAUAUAUAUAUGUUUUUUUUUUUUGUUUUGUUUUGUUUUUUGCUUGCCUGAAUAUCUGAAAUCUGGAAUUGGCUACACUAGAAACUUAUAAUCCUGUCUCUCCUUAAGGCCUGUUUCCUUUUUGGUAACAGAGUAUUGUUUGUUCUACUUUGAUCCUAUUGUCCCUAGUAUAGAUCAUUCAUUCAAUGCUCAGAAACAUUGACAUAAAGUAACAUUGUGUUUUACAAUGA
Molecule: messenger RNA, 6699 nt
Organism: Lutra lutra (Eurasian river otter)
Lineage: Eukaryota; Metazoa; Chordata; Mammalia; Carnivora; Mustelidae
Gene: PPP1R9A
Product: protein phosphatase 1 regulatory subunit 9A
Exons: 23
Coding region: 701-4792 (1363 amino acids)
Biological process (GO): actin filament organization; calcium-mediated signaling; neuron projection development
Cellular component (GO): postsynaptic density; actin cytoskeleton; cytoplasm
Molecular function (GO): actin filament binding
Source: RefSeq, a predicted model, not a curated record